Talpa occidentalis (Iberian mole) is the source of this 4688-nucleotide messenger RNA. It is a transcript of the gene GAREM2, whose product is annotated as GRB2 associated regulator of MAPK1 subtype 2. Lineage: Eukaryota; Metazoa; Chordata; Mammalia; Eulipotyphla; Talpidae. The record is from RefSeq and is a predicted model, not a curated record.
AUGGAGAAGCUGGCGGCCGGGCUGGCGGGCCUGCGCUGGAGCAUGGGCGCCUUCCCGCUCGACCUCAUCGUCAGCCGCUGCCGCCUGCCCACGCUCGCCUGCCUCGGGCCAGGAGAGUAUGCCGAGGGCGUCAGUGAGCGAGACAUCCUGCUUAUUCACUCCUGCCGGCAGUGGACCACAGUGACAGCCCACACCCUGGAGGAGGGCCACUAUGUCAUCGGACCCAAGAUUGACAUCCCCCUGCAGUACCCAGGGAAGUUCAAGCUCCUAGAGCAGGCCCGGGACGUGCGGGAGCCGGUGAGGUACUUCAGCAGCGUGGAAGAGGUGGCCAGUGUCUUCCCCGACCGCAUCUUUGUGAUGGAAGCCAUCACCUUCAGUGUCAAGGUGGUGUCGGGUGAGUUCAGCGAGGACAGCGAGGUGUACAACUUCACGCUGCACGCGGGCGACGAGCUCACGCUCAUGGGCCAGGCGGAGAUCCUGUGCGCCAAGACCACCAAGGAGCGCUCGCGCUUCACCACGCUGCUGCGCAAGCUGGGCCGGGCCGGGGCGCUGGCCGGGGUGGGUGGCGGCGGCGGCCCGGGGAGCGCGGGGGCUGGGGCCGGCGGCGGGGGCGCCAGGCCCCUCAAAGGCAAGAUGCCCUGCCUCAUCUGCAUGAACCACCGCACCAACGAGAGCCUGAGCCUGCCCUUCCAGUGCCAGGGCCGCUUCAGCACGCGCAGCCCGCUGGAGCUGCAGAUGCAGGAGGGCGAGCACACGGUGCGCGCCAUCAUCGAGCGCGUGCGCCUCCCGGUGAACGUGCUGGUGCCCAGCCGGCCGCCGCGCAACCCCUACGACCUGCACCCGGUGCGCGAGGGCCACUGCUACAAGCUGGUGAGCAUCAUCUCCAAGACCGUGGUGCUGGGGCUGGCGCUGCGCCGCGAGGGCCCCGCGCCGCUGCACUUCCUGCUGCUCACGGACACGCCGCGCUUCGCGCUGCCGCAGGGCCUGCUGGCCGGGGACCCGCGCGUCGAGCGCCUGGUGCGCGACAGCGCCUCCUACUGCCGCGAGCGCUUCGACCCCGACGAGUACUCCACGGCCGUGCGCGAGGCGCCCGCCGAGCUCGCCGACGACUGCGCCAGCCCGCGCCGCGCGCGCCUCUGCCUGCCCGCGCCCCCGCGCGCCCCGCGCCCGCGCGCCCCCGCGCCGCCCGGCGACGGCGACCAGGAGUACGUGAGCCCCGAGUGGGCCGGCGCGCCCGAGCCCGCCGCGCCGCCCCCCGAGAUCCCCUACGAGGAGCUGUGGACGCACCAGGCCGCCGAGGGCCUCGCCGAGGGCCGCGCGCGGCCGCCCCCGGGGCCCGACCUCAUCUCCUUCGGGGCCUCCGGCUCGCCCCGCCAGGAGCCCGAGGCGCCGCCGCCUCCCGUGCCCCCAAGUCCGAGGCGCGGGACAGCUCCUGAGGACGGGGGUGGAGUCCUGGCCCUCUGCUUGCAGGUGAAGGAGGAGUGCCGCCUGCUCAACGCCCCGCCUGUGCCUCCCCGGGGUGGCAAUGGCAGCAGCCGGCUCUCGGGCAGCCCUCCGGUGCCCCCACGCUUCCCCAAGCUGCAGCCUGUCCACUCACCCAGCUCCAGCCUCUCCUACUACUCCUCCGGCCUCCAGGAUGGGGUGGGCUCCCGCAGUGGCAGUGGCUCUCCGUCGCCGGAUGCCUACUCCCUCUAUUGCUACCCUUGCACCUGGGGAGACUGCAAGGUGGGCGAGUCCUCUAGCCGCCCACCCCCGGGACCCCUGCCCUCGACCACGCAGCCCAGCCAGGCCUCCUGGGUCCUCACAGAGCCCCUGAGCAGUCGAGCUGCCUCCCUCUUGGGGACUGACAGCCCUGUCAAGACCUACCACAGCUGCCCGCCUCUGUUCAAGCCUGCUCACCCCCAGAAACGCUUUGCUCCUUUUGGAGCUCUCAACCCCUUUUCCGGGCCUGCCUACCCCUCAGGCCCUGCGGCGGCCUCCUCUUCUGGGCCCACAGCCACCUCGGGGCCCCUGGCUACCUCCAGCCCUGCUUAUUCCCCAGGCCCAGGCUCUCCAGGCCAGACUUUUGCAGCUGCUCCCACCUCCUCCUGCCCUACCUCCUCCUCCUCUUCCUCUGAGUGGCAGGAACCAGUCCUGGAGUCCUUUGAUCCCUUUGAGCUGGGGCAGGGCAGCUCUCCAGAGCCCGAGCUGCUGCGCUGUCAGGAGCCCAGAGCUGCGGGGGCAUCUGGGCCUGGACCCUGUCUUUCACCACUUGGCCCUCCCAAGGCCUUUGAGGCUGAAGGUUUGGUGCUGCGGCAGGUCCCUGCCCCACUGUCACCAGCGGCCCUGCAGGGGCCGGAGGCAGGCGGAACUCGACUCCUUCUCACCCAAGGGCGCCUGGAAGGGCCUCCUGCCAGUCCUCGGGAUGGUGCUGCAGGCUGGGGAGGCCGGGAUGCGUCCUCCUGGCAGCCCCCCGCUGACCUGUCUGCACUCUCUCUGGAGGAAGUCUCUCGAAGUCUGCGUUUCAUAGGGCUCUCAGAGGAUGUGGUGAGCUUCUUCGCCCGAGAACGCAUUGAUGGCAGCAUCUUUGUCCAGCUCAGUGAGGACAUCCUGGCUGACGACUUCCACCUCACCAAGCUGCAGGUCAAGAAGAUCAUGCAGUUCAUCAAAGGCUGGCGGCCCAAGAUCUGACCUUCCCCGUGGGCAGCUGCACAACUUGGCAGGCUGGCCAAGAGGCCCUGGGGCCAGCCGCGGCUGCAGGGGCAGCACUCCCGGAGCUGGGGAGAAGGGAUGCCAAGACUGAGGCUGCUAGGCUGCCAGAGUGACUCCAGGGAGACACACUUGGAAAUGGGGUCCUCUGGGGCCAGGCCCCUGCGUGGAACGUCUUGCCUUCGAGGGGGAAAGGACUGGAGGCACCACUGCCAUGUGGGCCUGGUGACUCUUGCCAUGAUUCCCAGGGAGGAGGGUGAAAGCUGGCCUUCAUGGUGCCCUCACCCCUUCGCAACCCCUGCUGCGGAGCUUCAGACAUCUUGCACUUCUUGAACUUGUAGGUUCAGGUUAGAGACAGGGAGGAGGGUCCGUAACCUAAGCACAAAUUCCCCAAGUGCCCUCUCCUUUGCGCUCUGUGGGCAUUUGGUGGAAGCUGCCUGAGUCAGAGUGGUGAUUUCUGGAUCUCUGGGGUGCCCUUCCUUCCCCCUGCUGCUCCACCACAAUGCAGGGCCAGACCCUGAGCACAGAAAUGUCAAGUGCAAGCCUGUGGCCCCGCACUGCUGAGGCUCUGCCUCUGGGUUCUGGCUCGUGGAAGAGCACAGCUCUGCUGUUGACCUACUGAUCUCCUUAGGGAGGCAGAUGCACCCCCACUCGCUGUGCCUCUAGCACCCUCACUUCUGCCCUGAGCUCCAGCCAACUGGCCCUCCAUCCUGCCAGGGUGGGUCCCGUCCGGGAUGAUUGUGCCACCAUGGAAGAGCAGAUUGUGGGCAGCUGCUCCUUGAUUCGAGAGACAGGUGGCCUCGGUCAUUCCAGUCUCCUGUCCCCAUCACCCGACUGUGGCAAACACGAUGUCUUUCCCUGGUUUUCUGUCACUGCCACAGGAGGGUAUAGAUGGGAAAGCAUGUGGUGUGGGGAAAUUGACCUUUCCUUUCCCUGUGGAACUCAGUCCUGGGCUUAGCCACAUGCUUCAAAGCAGGCCUGCAUGCCCUGGAAUGGGGCUCUGCUGGGCACCCAGCAUGCUGCCAUUGUGUACAACCACCCCGGACUGUGCCCGCCGGCUCCCCUACCCAGAGCCAUAGAGUGUCCUCAUGACCACGGUGUCAGGCCCAGAGGGACAGCGUUUUCUGCCUUACCUAGCCUGUCUAGAUAUUUAUUUCCUCUACUUUUCUGUCUUAAGAGUAGCGAAGCCACACUGGUGCUCAUGCCCCAAGCAGGCUGCCUCAGCUCUGAGGCCAGGGGAGCAGAAACUGAUGCCGAGGCAUCUGCUUUUCUAGCUGGUCACAUCCUGAAUCCUCAAUGACUAGAGAAAUAAACUCAAGCCACUGAAGCAUAGUGCAAGUGGAGCCCUGGGUGUCACCGCUUGCUUCUUUUGGAGACCGUGGGGAUGACAGGCUGCUGCACACAGGCGGGCAGGAGAGGACUCUGGAAUGGGGGGGUGGGUGUUCCGUUUGUCUGUUCCCUGGAGGCAGCUGCUAGCGCUAGCCCUUGUGCCUUUCUGAAUGCCCCUCACCAGCCCCAGCCUUAAGAGAAUCUUCCAACUCCCACGAAUGUUUCACAAUUCACACUUACCUCGUGCCACUGAACGGAAGUCCAGACUUAAAGAUGAGUGCCGCUAGCCAGGGCCCAAAUUUACUGUCCCACCUAAGAGGCCUGUUAAUCUGUUAAUGGCCUUGCGCAGAGGACCAGUUCUCUAUCUUCCAAAGGCUGUCUGGUAACUACCACUGAGAGAUGACUUGGCAUUAGAGUCUGGCUCCCUUGCAACCAAUGUCAGUGUGUAGUAGCACCAGGGCGAGGCUCCUGGCCUGCUAUCCUGGGACCGGGAGCAGAGACAGGAGUCAUCACUGGUCUCAUCACAUCAUGGGACCUGAGUUGAUUCCACACACACUCAGUGUGCAUCCUUCUGCUGACCCAGUCAGGAGCCCAACACUGCUCACCAGACCACUGCUGUGCCCAGGGGUGGGGGGAGCGGCAGAGGUGCAAGUAGCAGGAGGGAGGUGGUG